Coprinopsis cinerea okayama7#130 is the source of this 1845-nucleotide messenger RNA. RefSeq names its product FAM116B protein. Lineage: Eukaryota; Fungi; Basidiomycota; Agaricomycetes; Agaricales; Psathyrellaceae. Gene Ontology annotation, cellular component: recycling endosome. Gene Ontology annotation, molecular function: guanyl-nucleotide exchange factor activity. The transcript has 9 exons. The record is from RefSeq and is a predicted model, not a curated record. The coding region runs from base 1 to 1845 and encodes 614 amino acids.
AUGGAGCGCAGGAUUUCAGCGCUUCAGCUUGACGAUGAUCACCUAGAGGAAGACAUUGGCACCACGAGCCCUUACCAACCUUUACAUUCCGCCUCUUCUCAAGCCAGCACGACCACGGUAUCCAGCCUUGCCCCAUCUGUAUCGUUGAACAGGGUCGAUUCUGGUCAUAGCUCAAACAGCAGUUAUGGCGGGACGCCGAUGAAGUACUUGGAUUCGUUGAACACGUUCCCGUCGACGUCCUCGACGACGUCGCUGAACGGGAUCGCCUCGAGGCAACGUUCGGCACUCGGAGUGGUCAAUUCACCUUCGGGGUCCACAAGUUCCCUCAAUCUGCCCAAGCCCGUACGACCUUCGAUGCAGUUGGCCAGAUCACAAACUUUACCUCGACGUAGUGGCGACAGGAGGGUCAGGAAAGGACCAACCAACGAUUUGAAUCUCGACGGAACUGUGGUUCAGAAACUCCAAAGGUGGAUUAUGGGCAUCGCUAUAGUGGAGUUUGAUAUAGACGAGGGUCCUAUAAUCUCUGGAGUUUAUCCCUCUCUGGAGACCCUACCGGCGGAGGAAGAGAAUAUGUUCGUGUUUCUCCCCUAUCCGCAAGCCCAAUCUGACGUAACCUCGGCAGAGCUUUCUCUGCCUUCCCGGAUUCUCUACAGUUUGACCAAGGAUCACAGGGACACUCGUUUCGCAUUAGAGAUCUCUCCGCUGGAACCCUAUCAGGCAAGCGACCUGCCACUCGUGAUGGCUAUAUCUAUGGGCCUCACUCGUCCUACUCACUCAACACCAAUAUCCGGCCCUAUACUCUUCACUAGUCUCCAUACUGGGUCCUCUCUUCCAAUCACACGGACUUCCAAUGCUAGAAUCCGCGUGUCACAACAUAUCCGGAUGCAAAGGUCGGAUCCUACCCCUGGUACUACCGUAGAGCUCGGAUUUUUGGGAUCGGUCCUCCAUGUCGAAAUUCCCCAUUCUAUUGAUGCUCAACAGCUUGCCGAGACCUCUUCAUUCAAUGAGAAGUAUAAUCCCAGAUAUCAUAUUCUGGCCACUUCUGCUCCUUUCCAUCCCCCACCACUACUUUUGUUCGAAGCUUGCCUGACCAACCUAUGGUCGAUAUGGGAGUGUUUGGUGCUGUGUGAACCGAUCCUUAUCUUCGGUUCUUCACCGGCGCAAACUAGCCAGGCUGUAUGGUGGCUUCGUGAUUUGUUGCGACCAAUCCCCCUGGCAGGCGACAUGAGGCCUUACUUCACAAUGCAAGAUGGUGACCAUCCGUUAAUGGUCAACAAACUACCACCGAAACCUGGCCUCAUUCUAGGAGUGACUAAUCCUUUCUUCGAGAAGUCGUGCGCUCACUGGCCCCACGUCCUGAGCUUAGGAAGAAACACGCCGACACCUGCUGCAGGCAAUAGCCCUGCUUUGGGAGCCACGACUGGUCCACCUCCUGGAUGGAGAACGAAGACACACAAGCGAUACAUCUCGAAGGAUCGCGCUCUUCUCAAACAAUUGGAAACCGCAUGCAGGGGGACUGACCGCGAUCGAAACUCCAGGCCUUGCUGCUUCACUAGAUUUGCGAAGACACUUCUGCUCAAGGACUACCCAACUAAUCACACCACUAGCAAGAUACCUCAACAGUUUGAUACCCACACCUCAAGAAGUGAAGAGUGCUCGCGGGCGAGGCUCAACAAACACGCUCCGGCUCAAGCCAUUCAACAAUGCCAACUUCCUCGCUUCGCUGAAGGCUCAUGGGAGCACUCUUCCGUUCAAGUCGACCAGUCGGCGUACAGAGUUCUACGAGAGAUGGCUUCGGUCACCGGCAUUCGCGACUUGGCUGGUGCAACAGGAGAGCAUCGUUAA